AUGAAUUCUCGCCUCAAGAGCUUUGGCUUUGGAAAACGCAAGUCCGCCGCCAGCUUUCAGGGUGCUCCUCCGCCGUCAUCCGCUCACAGCAGCAGCACCACAACGACAAGCACAUACAAUACGCCUCCCCCGCCUUCAUCGUCCGCCCCGCCAGCCGCCCUCGGCAGUGGCACCACGUCGCCUCCCCCUCCUUCCAUCGGCCAUUCGCCAUCGCCCACAGGUCUCGCCAUGAACCCCAACAACCGCCCUCCUCCAGGCUACUCGCCCGGCUACCAGCAGGGUGGUCCUCCCCCUCCCGGAACCCCCGUGGGUCGCAGCAGCCACCACGGUCAGAACAGGACACCCCCCAGCCAGAUGGUCGGCGGGCCUCCCCCCAUCAACACUGCUCCUGCCGGAUACCCGCCCCCUCACGCCAUGGGCGGCCACCCCGCCGGCUAUGGCGGCGGCGGCGGCGGCUACCCCCCCGGACCCCCCCCGCCGGCUGGUGGUCCCAUUGCUCAGCAGUACGGGAACCCGGCUGCCGAGGUUGAGGGCUCUAGCAAGAGCAAGUCGCAGCUCAUCGUCGGAAUCGACUUUGGUACCACCUUCUCCGGCGUCGCAUUCGCUUUUGCCACGAACAACGAAGCCAAGGAAGACAUCAUUACCGAGUGGCCCGGUGCCGGCUCAUAUACCAAGCAAAAGAUCCCCACCGUUCUGUACUACGAUCAGUACCAAAAGGUGGUGGGAUGGGGCCCCGAUAUCGCCGACGCCCUGGCCCCUACCGGCUACCCCAAGCCCGGCGUGCAAAAGGUCGAGUGGUUCAAGCUGCAGCUGAUGCUCAGCGGCAACACCUACAUUGACCCCAUCAACCUGCCACCGCUGCCCCCGGGCAAGUCGGAGAUCGACGUGGCCGCCGACUACCUGUUCAAGCUGCGCCAGGCCAUGCGCUCGGCCUUGCAGAAGACGCUGGGCGAGGUCUUCAACCGUGAGGAGCGCAACAUCCGCUACUACCUGACAGUCCCGGCCAUCUGGAACGACGCAGGAAAGGCCGCCACGCGCGCCGCCGCCAUCCAAGCCGGCUUCCUGCGCGACGAGAACGACAACCGCCUGACGCUCAUCUCGGAGCCCGAGGCUGCCGCCAUGUUCUGCUCCAAGACGGGCCUGCUCAACCUCAAGGUCCACGACGCCGUGCUCAUCGUCGACUGCGGUGGUGGUACUGUCGAUCUCAUCUCGUACGAGGUCGAGGACGAGAACCCCUUCACCGUGUCCGAGUGCACGGCCGGAUCCGGCGACUCCUGCGGUUCCACGGCGCUCAACCGCAACUUCAGCAACAUCCUGCGCACCAAGAUCCGCAAGAUGAAGCUCCCCGACGGGUCCAAGACGGCCGGCCGCGUCUACGCCAAGUGCAUCAUGGACUUUGAGAACCGCAUCAAGGCCGACUUCCGCAACAACGGCCAGAAGUGGGCCGUCGACGUCGGCAUCGAGGCCGAGUUCCCGGAGGCCGGCAUCGAGGAGGGCUACAUGACCUUUACCAACGAGGAGAUCCUGCAGUGCUUCGAGCCCGUCGUGAAUCGCAUCCUCGAGCUGGUCCGCAACCAGAUCAUCGCCAUCCAGGCGCAGAACCGCGCCCUCCAGAACAUCCUCGUCGUCGGUGGCUUCGGUGCCUCCGAGUACCUCUUCCAGCAGAUCAAGCUCCACGUGCCGCCCCAGUUCCAGUCCAAGGUCGUCCGCCCAAUGGACUCGGUCGCCGCCAUCGUAAAGGGCGCCGUCACCGCCGGCAUCUCGGAGCGCAUCGUCACCCACCGCGUCGCCCGUCGCCACUACCUCAUGGCCACGCUCCAGCCCUUCAAGGAGGGAUACCACCCCGAGGCGUACCGCGUGCCCUCUCUCGACGGAAAGGACCGCUGCAAGUUUACCAGGCAGAUCUUUGUCCAGAAGGGCCAGAGGGUCAAGAAUGGAGAGCCCGUCAAGGUCUCGUUCUUCCGACAGGUUGCCCCGGGAGCCACCCUCAUGUACGAGGAUGUCCUCUACGCCUGUGAUGACGAUGUCUGCCCCGAAUACACCAAGGAUCCUCGCAUCAAGGAAGUCGUCACCCUCACGUCGGACCUGUCGCGCAAGAACCUGGAAAAGGACUUUGAGCGCAUGGACACGCCGCAGGGAACCUUUUACAGAGUCUACUUUGACAUUUACCUGACCCUGGACGGGUCCGAGUUCAGCGCCGAGCUCGUCUGCCAGGGAGAGGUUAUGGGUCGCUGCCGAGCGAGGUUCAGGUAG
Molecule: messenger RNA, 2253 nt
Organism: Geosmithia morbida
Lineage: Eukaryota; Fungi; Ascomycota; Sordariomycetes; Hypocreales; Bionectriaceae
Product: Molecular chaperone DnaK (HSP70)
Exons: 4
Coding region: 1-2253 (750 amino acids)
Molecular function (GO): ATP binding; ATP-dependent protein folding chaperone
Source: RefSeq, a predicted model, not a curated record